Molecule: messenger RNA, 333 nt
Organism: Williopsis jadinii
Lineage: Eukaryota; Fungi; Ascomycota; Saccharomycetes; Phaffomycetales; Wickerhamomycetaceae
Exons: 4
Coding region: 1-333 (110 amino acids)
Source: RefSeq, a predicted model, not a curated record
AUGGGCUGGUUCAAUUCAGGAAAGAAAGAGGAAGAAAAGGUCUCCAGCGGAUCAAAUACCCUCGCAGAUGGGGUAGUGGUUUCUGUUCAGGACGUCCCAGCAACGGUUGAUAAAUUUGUCGCUGAGAGUCCACUGUCGGUGUAUCUCAUCGACGGUGAGAGAGAAGCUGAUAGAAGCAUUAUAUGUAGGGCUAAUGAGAACGGAGGACAGACCUGUCUGAACCUGAGUAUUAACGGUAUAACGCUGUUCAAGACUAUGCAAGGGAAAAACUACUUCUGUUCCCUCCCACCGGACAUUGGAGCAACUCACUUUGAGUGCAGAAAGAUCACAUAG